This is a messenger RNA of Darwinula stevensoni, 1129 nucleotides long. Lineage: Eukaryota; Metazoa; Arthropoda; Ostracoda; Podocopida; Darwinulidae. The record is from the annotation of a GenBank genome assembly.
UCGCAGAUAAGGGACCAAUUCCGAUGCUUUAAGACGACACUUCCGAAAGCCAGAAGGCACAGCAUACGAGUACCUGUUGCCACAUUCCAAAUGCCAGAAUCUGUAACUCAGAAGAAUGGAUGCAGAGCAAGAAGAGCGAAAGGACCAGUCUCAAUCUCACAUAGGGAGCAGGAAACGUAGCACUGCCAAGCAAUAUGCCGUCGAGGAUCAAGCCCUUGAUGCCAUUGCCAAAGAGGUGGAUGAACAGAUGAGCUCAUUUGUAAUAGCUAUGCGAAAAAACGUGUCGAUCGAUGUACCAGCAUUCCAGCAUCGAGCCCGCAUGCAUCGCCCGACCGAGAGCAUUAACCGGAGAGCACCUGUGGCAUAUCCGGGUCGAUUCGGCGUUCCCCACGAGACGGGAUUCGGUAUUCGGUUGCGUGUGGGAGUCAUGGCCCAGAAUGGCAUUGUGGAGAUCCGCGAGGUGAGUGGCGGAGGGCGUGGUGGGGCGGCGUGGGAUUCCUUGGGGGUUUCCGAGAUCGGGGAGGAUAAGGUCCGGUCGGUUGCAUCACGUGUGCGAUGUGGAGAGCAAGAAGAACUGGUUUUUGGGAGGGGGGAGGGGGAAGGGGGUAGCAUUCUAUCUCUCUCUCCUAUCUCUAAUUUAUGGGAAGAGGGGAGAUGGGAUACGGAGGGAAGGGGGAAUCGGUUUUCUGGCAGCGGUGCUCUUCCGGGUUCCCCCCUCGUCGACGGGCGGGGAUCCCCAGAGACCCCCGGAUGCACCCCCAGACGCCCCCCCGGAGUGAGACCGAGAGGGUGCGAGGAUGCACCUCGUCGUCGGGGAACGCCCCAGCUCGUACGUGGAGUGGCUGACGAGGGAGCGGGUGGAGACGGUGGAGGCCCUCAGACGGAUCUACGGACGGGUUCAGCUCCAUGCGCUCAGGAUCGAACGGCUGAUGUCGCGGGGCGUCCCGGUACUCCGCCGAGGGGCAUCGGGUCGAGGAGGGACCGGAGUCCCGUGGUGCCGUCCUUGCACCUGCGUGCGUUGGAAUCCGGCCAGAAACGGGGAAAUAGAAUCCGUCUCGUCCGUCCGGAGUCACUCCCGUUCGUUUUGGAUCCAGUUUUGUCUCUUGCCAAAACGCGGAUGGGAGACUAG